UUUUCUAUGUAUUGAACAGAAUAUAAUUUAACCAGUUCAACGUCGUAUUAUAAUAGUUCACAGGAUCAAUGUUAACUUAAACACUAGCAUAGUGAACUAGUUGGGAAAUAUACAGACUGUAAGAAGAGGCAAAAGCAACAACAUCAUCCAAAUAAGAAAACCACCUAAGCGUCAACUUGGAAAAUGAGUCAGUUUGCUGAUUAUGAAUCGGCUUCAGAGAAUUAUGACCAUGGACGACGGGCAGCUGGGGCAGAUGUGAUAGUUGGUAUGAUGCAAGUACAUUUAAAGAAGGAUAUUAAGGACAUCGACGUUCUUGAUGCUGGAUGUGGAACAGGAAAUUAUUCCGCUGCUAUUUUAAAACAUGGUGUACGUAAACUGUCGAUGAUGGAUGCUAGUAAAGGAAUGUUGACAAAAGCAAACGAAAAACUUGUAGCAAUGGGAUUGUCCUCAUAUGUGGAUGUAAAACAAGCACUACUUCCAAAUCUUCCAUAUGCUGAUAAUACUUUUGAUGUUGUUAUGAUGAAUCAGGUGUUGCAUCAUAUUGAAAAAAAUCCAGAUGGCGAAAACUACCCAUCGAUUAUUGACACAUUUGAGGAGGUGAAUAGAGUUUUAAAAAGCUCUGGAUUGCUCGUAAUUACGACAAUGGUGAAAGAACAGCUUCCUGGAGUGUGGUACUAUUGUUUUAAUAAAGAAUUCUUGCGCAGAUAUAGCUUGAAAUUCCCAUCUGUUAAGGCUUUUAAAACUAUGCUAUUGAAGUCAAACUUCGAUGUUGUCAAUUCUCUUAGCGUUCUUGGUCACGAUAUUGUUCCAAACUACACUAAUUUAGAAGGUCCUCUGAAUAAAUCUGACCGAGAUAGUGAAUCGUACUGGGAUGUUGCUUCGAAGCAGGAAUUGUUAGAAACCUUGAACACCGUACAUUGCAUGAAAGAAAUGGGAACGCUUCAACGUUUUUACGAGGAACAUGAUAAAACAGAUGAACAAGGAUACUUUGCGAUCAUCAUAGCCAGAAAACAGGAUAUCAGUCAGAUUGAAAAAUUGUAAUUGCUUUAGGAUACCUUAUACAUAAUACCAAAUAUGACGUUUGUUUUUUAUAAAAACGUUGUUGGAAAUAUACAACUAGUAAAUCAUAUUUACUUAUACACACGUAUUGGAACGCUCUUAGAUUAACUACAACUGUAUACAGUAGGGGAAAUUUUUCACUUUAGUAAAAAUA
This is a messenger RNA of Mytilus trossulus (common blue mussel), 1213 nucleotides long. RefSeq names its product demethylmenaquinone methyltransferase-like. NCBI's taxonomy places the organism in Eukaryota, Metazoa, Mollusca, Bivalvia, Mytilida, Mytilidae. Gene Ontology annotation, molecular function: S-adenosylmethionine-dependent methyltransferase activity. The record is from RefSeq and is a predicted model, not a curated record. The transcript has 5 exons. The coding region runs from base 184 to 1041 and encodes 285 amino acids.